Molecule: messenger RNA, 1053 nt
Organism: Oldenlandia corymbosa var. corymbosa
Lineage: Eukaryota; Viridiplantae; Streptophyta; Magnoliopsida; Gentianales; Rubiaceae
Source: the annotation of a GenBank genome assembly
AUGGCUUCGAAACUAGCAACUUCCAACCUUUUUUCUGUAGCAUUAGCAGUAGUGAUUGCACUUUUCGCUUCUCCGGUGAUGUCCCGGGAAUUGAAAGAAGUAGUGUCAAUGUCAAUGGUUGAUAGACAUGAGGAAUGGAUUUCGCGACACGGGCGAGUUUACGCGGAUGAUGUCGAGAAAGCCCAUCGUUUCAAGAUUUUUCAGGAGAAUUUUGAGAUGAUUGAGGCAUUCAACAAGGCUGAGAAUCGUUCUUACAAGUUGGCAAUCAACCAUUUUGGUGAUUUGACAAAUGACGAGUUUCAUGCUGCUCACAAUGGGUACAUUCCAUUACCAAAACCAAAAGGAUAUAACCUAGACAGUAAUUUAUUUAGGUAUGAAGAUUAUGAUUUGGAUGCGGCUCCACCUAGUAUGGAUUGGAGAGCAAUGGGUGCAGUUACAGGAGUCAAGUACCAAGGAAAAUGUGGAUCUUGUUGGGCAUUUUCAGCUGUUGCGGCAAUGGAAGGAAUUCACAAAAUAAGAACCGGAGCUCUUAUCUCAUUAUCUGAACAAGAACUUCUUGAUUGUGCCAAUGGUUUCGGAAGUCAUGGUUGCAGUGGAGGUUAUAUGGAUGAUGCAUUCGGGUUCACCGCCGCGAACCACGGCCUUACGACCGAAGCCAACUAUCCAUACAUCGGUAUGCAAGGCAUGUGUAAUGCUAAUGCGGAAUCGAGCCGGGUUGCCUCGAUUGUAGGGUACGAGGAUGUGCCUCCGUACAACGAGGCCGCGCUCCUGUCUGCCGCGGCCAACCAACCGGUAUCCGUGGCUAUCGAUGCUCGCGGGCCGGAAUUCCAAUUCUAUGCCGGAGGCAUUUUUACGGGCUCGUGUGGGACCGAUUUAAACCACGGUGUAACGGUAGUCGGCUACGGCACGAGUCCCGAAGGAAUCAACUAUUGGUUGGUGAAGAACUCAUAUGGAGUUGGAUGGGGUGAGGGUGGAUACAUCCGUAUGCGAAGGGAUUAUGGUCCUGCUGGCCUUUGUGGUAUUGCAAUGAACCCUUCUUACCCGGUUGCCUAA